AUGAUUCCCGCCGCAUCUCGGAAACCCCAUCGAAAAUCUCGCAACGGCUGCGGCCACUGCAAGCGCCGCAAGAUCAAGUGCGACGAGACCAAGCCGCACUGCCGCAACUGCAUCAAGCACUCGAUACCAUGCGACUUCCCGGACAUCCUGGCCCGCAAGGCCUCGGCCUCGGCCUCGUCGCAGAGCCCGCAGCGCUACCUGGGCUCCGCCGCCGCCCAAGCCUCCACCGCGCCCACGUCCAACCCCAGCCCGUCGUCGGCAGCCAGCCCGCACCCGCACGCCACGGCGCUGCUCGAGGGCGAGGGCCACAUGCAGAUGAACAUGGUUGACCUGGAACUGCUGCACAACUUCGUCACCUCGACCGCCUUCACCAUCUCGCAGAACGCCGACCUGCGCACCCUGUGGCGCGUCGAGGUCCCGCGCCUGGCCUUCCAGCACGACUUCGUCAUGCGCGCCAUCCUGGCCGUGUCCGCCGCCCACAUGGCCCACUGGAAGCCCGACCGCGCCGACUUCUACAUGGCGCGCGCCGUCGCCCACCACAAGAUCGGCCUGCGCGGCCCCACGAGCAUCCUGCCCCACGUCACCGAGGACAACUGCAGCGCCCUGUACAUCUUCAGCGCCCUGACCGCCAUCCUCAGCCUCGCCAUGCCGCGCAAGCCCGAGGACAUCCUCUUCGUCAGCAGCGACGGCGUCGCCGAGUGGCUCUUCCUGCUGCGCGGCAUCGCCUCCAUCGUCUUCUCCUCGGCCGACUGGCUGCUCAACGGCGUCAUCGGCCCCAUGCUGCACCGCGUCAAGGUCCCCGCCUUCGACCCGGCCGUCCUCGUCCGCGCCGGCCUCGACCCGGACGACUUCAAGGCCGAGCCGCUGCCCACCGACGACCCCGUCCGCCCGCCCGAGCACGACCAGCUCGCCGACCUCCGCCGCUUCCUCGAGCGCGACCUCGCCCGCGACGACCCGCACGCGUGCCAAGUGUGCUGCAUCGCCCUCGACGAGCUCGUCCGCUCCUACACGUACAUCUGCAACCUCGGCCCCAGCGACUGCCACCUCCGCAGCAUCUUUUCCUGGCCCUGCGCCGUCUCCAACGACUACCUCGCCGCCCUCACCGCCCACGAACCCCACGCCCUGCUCGUCUUUGCUUACUACAGCGUCUUGCUGCACCGCCUCGACGGCUUCUGGUGGAUCAAGGGCUGGGGCACCCAUCUCAUCUCGCGCAUCUACCACCUCAUCGCCCCGAUUUACAGGCAGUGGGUGCGGUGGCCCAUUGAGGAGAUUGGCUGGGUGCCGAGGUGA
Molecule: messenger RNA, 1290 nt
Organism: Diplodia corticola
Lineage: Eukaryota; Fungi; Ascomycota; Dothideomycetes; Botryosphaeriales; Botryosphaeriaceae
Product: c6 zinc finger protein
Exons: 2
Coding region: 1-1290 (429 amino acids)
Biological process (GO): regulation of transcription by RNA polymerase II
Molecular function (GO): zinc ion binding; DNA-binding transcription activator activity, RNA polymerase II-specific
Source: RefSeq, a predicted model, not a curated record